GUGGGUCUUAACUGAGUGUCUUUGAGGUAAGUGCUUCAUUGUAUCAACUCACAUUGGACGUGAGAGUCAAAUGGGCUUUAAACACUAAAAUGUUAGGUAACUGAAAAUGUCAGGGAGUUCAGUCUUCACAUUUGUUUCGAUGCAGAGGCUCAAACAUGUUCAGUCUCGGCAUUCCUAAUUCUCUGACCCUCUUGUGCAGCUGUGAUUGUCCUCAGGCCCAACAAAGGCGAACCUUUGCAAUCUCGUAGUGGGUGGUGAUUCUAGAUGUCAUGAAGUUCUGACAGGAAGAGAACCCUUUUUAGGCUCCCCAAGGUACACACAUUUGACAGCUAGGACCCAGCUUUACACCCCGUGCUCAAACACCGUGUUUAGAUAGUGCUCCAGGCUGAGGUGGGCUCACCUGACACUGUUGCUUGGCCUUCUCUUAACAGAUUGUCAUCACCAUCCCAGGCCCCAUCCCUUGCACUGACAUCUUCCCAUCUGGGAGCCAGUGUCCAAAGCCAAACAGUUACUUGGAGUUUAGCCCAAGAUGCUAUGGGGCCAGGAAGAAUCAAUGUGCAGGUGUUUGGUACACAGAGGCAGGGGGCUGAUUCUUUAUUUUAGCCUCUCCCUUGACAAGUAUCCACUGCCCACCCCAGUGGGUCAGGAACCCAGCUAGGACCCCAAGGGAUUCAAUCUAGGAGAGGUCAAGGGCAGGGGUUUCUCAACCUGUGGGUUGAACAAUCCUUUCAUAGGGGUUGUAUAUCAGAUAUCCUGCAUAUCAGCUAUUUACAUUAUGAUUCAUACAGUAGCAAAAUUACUAAAGGGUCACAGCAUUAGAAAGGUUGAGAACCACUGGACUAGGGGGUUCAGCUGAAGGCACUGUGAUGUCUUUGACAGGACGAGGCUGAAGGCUUUCUGGAGGAUGUUGUAGGCAGAGAUGGAGGCAUUUGGUGUACUGACCUCCAUAGUUUGGGAGCUGAGAUCACAGGAAUGCAGCCACACUUGAAGGAUUGUGGAGCACAGGAGCAGUUCCACCCAGGCCCUGCACUGAGUCCCUCUUUUUUUUUUUUAAAGCAACCGGGUCCCUGUCCUAGUUUGCUUUCUGUUGCUUCGAUAAAACAGCAACCAAAGACGGCUUGGGGAUGAGAGGGUUUAUUUCAUCAUAUAGGUUACCAGCCAUCAGUGAGGGAAGUUAGAGUAAGAAUUCAAGCAGGGCAGGAACUGAGAGACCAUGCACAACUUGGUCCUGGAAAUGGGUUUCCAGGAAGACUGGAGAUGAGGGAAUCGGCAUGAAGAAAGGACAGACACAUGAGGAAAAGCUGGGAUUAGGUUGGCCUUCCCUCAUAGGGGGCCAAACCAGCUGCAGCAAUUGGAACCUCAGUGCUUUUAUUAUGUACAGCAUGAGAAGGAAGGGCUAGCUCGUCUUGGUAUGAGGUCUGUGGGAGAGCGGUCUCAGAUCUCAAGCUGUAAAUGUCUGGAGGAGGAAGCUGAAGUUGACGCUUUUUGAACUUUGUCAGCAUUCCCACACAGGACCCAGGGGAAGGCUUCGCCAGUUCCUGUGGAUCUGAUGCAUUGCUCCUUAGAAGCAAUACACAUUCACUCAAGGCUUCCUCUGCUUCCCAGUGUUCAGCCGCCUUUCUUACACAGCCCAGGCCCACCUGAUUAGGGGUGGUACCGCCCAUGAUGGGCUGUGUCAUCCACAUCUAUUAGUGACCAAGAAAGUGUUCAACUGGCCAAUAUGAUGGAGAAAGUUCCUCAACUGAGGUUCCCAGGUGUGUCAAGUUGAUGGCUAAGAUUAGCUAUCACAGUUUCAUGUAGCCCUAACUGGCCUGGAACUCAGUAUGUAGAGCAGUGUGGCCUCAAACUCAGAUGCCACACCUCUGCCUCCUGAGUGUAGUGCACCUUGUUUGGCCCUUUUUUGUUGUUUUGAGUCAAGACCUCAAUUUGUACAUACCCGCCCCCACCCCCCUUGAAUUUUUGAGACAGAAUUUCUGUGUAGCCCUGGCUGUCCUGUACCAGGUUGGCCUCAAACUCAGAGAUUCACCUGGCUCUGCCUCUGCCUCCUGAGUGUAGGGAUUAAAGGCAUGAGUCACCACUGCCCAGCAUGUAUGUAUCCUUUAAAAUCCACUUUUAUGAAAUGGCUGGCGCUGAGCCUUGAGCCUGGGCCAUGUGAAGCAAGGUCCACUUGAUUUCAGCCAACAAUAGCCCAGGAGGAUCCCGCUCCUAUGGGAACUAGGCUAGUGACGAUUGCUUCCUGGUUUGCAGCAAUUUAAGAUCUUUCCUGGCCUUCAAUUCUUUUAGGGCUUUCCUUUCCAGCGGCUUGAUUGCCUGACAAUUAUGCUUAUCUUUAGUUCCCAGUUUGAAUCUGGCAGCCCUCUGCCUGUGCCAAUAUCCUGUUGCGAGGCUGCAAGUGUCCUAGCUGCCUGCUCUAAAGCUGCAAAGAGCCCGGCAAGGGAAACAGUCCUCCCCUGCUGAUGGAUGGAAGGUUAUAACCGUGUUUGAGGAUUGGGCCUGUCCCCUGAUGCCCGCCCCAGUUGUCCUUUUGCCUAGUCCACACCAGCCCUGCAUUUCGUCACCUGCCCUACUAACCUGGAACCAGUUCUGUUUGACACGGGUGGUCUUCCCCGUCCCCUGCAGUGGAGGGACCCUAGCAAGUCACAUCCGGCAAGGGGGGUGCAAGGGGCGGAGCUCGCCCCAGAGAAGAGACCCUGCCUGCUGCCAGCAUCCUACUGCCGAAACAGACCACAGUCCUGCCGGUGCUUUCCCGGCCUCUCCAUCCAGAGACUCAGCAGGAGAUGGCAGAAGAGGGAAUUGGGGUUCUGGACCCAGCUGCACAUCCACUACCUGGGCAAAAACAAGACGAGCGCCUGGCCCCGGCAUCCAGCGCCCUCGGAACCGGGGCACACGGGUCCUCCGACCCCGCAGCCAGCGCUGGGACCACACUGCCUGCCCUAGAAAGCACUGGAGAGGCCUCCACCUCCAGCGUUCUGAACCCGGAGGGCUGUAUGCAGGACUGGGGGAUUCAGGUGGAUACCGGAGGGAAGGCCGAGGAAGUGACGACUGAGGAAGAGCCCUGUAAGGUGGGGGAGAAGCUGGAGGGGGUCACAGAGGCCCAGGGAAGCCUAAGGCCUUUGGAUCUAGGGGCCCUCAUCCUGGACCCGCUGGAGGCCAUCCAGUGGGAGCUAGAGGCCAUGAGUGCCCAGACUGACGGAGCUUACCUCCGGCUGGAGCGCAAGUUUGGGAGAAUGCACAGGUUGCACCUGGCCCGCAGGAGCUUCAUCAUCCAAAACAUUCCGGGCUUUUGGGUCACUGUCUUCCUGAACCACCCACAGCUAUCAACCAUGAUCAGCCCUAGGGAUGAAGACAUGCUUGGCUACCUGAUGAAUCUGGAGGUGAGGGAGCUCAGACACACCAGAACAGGUUGCGAGUUCAAGUUCCUGUUUGGGAGCAACCCCUACUUCCGAAAUGAGAUGAUAGUGAAGGAGUACGAAUGCAGAUCUUCAGGUCGGGUGGUGUCCAUCGCCACUCGCAUCCGCUGGCGCCGAGGCCAGGAACCCCCGGCCUUGGUGCACAGCAACCGGGACACCAUGCGAAGUUUCUUCAGCUGGUUUUCACAGCUUAGCCUCCCGGAAGCUGACAGAGGAGCCCAUAUAAUUAAAGAUGACCUAUGGCCCAACCCUUUGCAAUACUACUUUCUGGGGCAAAGGCCCUGCAGAGCUAGACCAGGUUUUGCAAGGUGGUCACCAGAGGCUCUACCUAGGCCCUAUGGGUUCCAGUCUGGCUAAGUUCUGCUCAAAUACAUGGUGCCUACAUAGGAUUCCUCUACCUGUGAACCUACCUAUGUUCAGGCCAGAGCUCUGCUAUCUGCUCUCCUGUGAAUUCUGGUUCUUCAGCAUGUUUGGUGGACUCAGGGCUAAGGCUGUGACCUUCAUGCUGUUCUAUGUCAACAUCAUGUGAUUCUCAUAUGCCACUGCACUUAUAAUGGGCGCCCAGUGCUAUGGACUUGUACUGCCAUUGUGUGCGUGGCCUGGGUCCGCCUGUAAAACGUGGCUUUUCUACUCACUUGGCACCAUUACCUACAAGGCUUCACAAGGACCAGUGCCUGUUUGAGGACUAGUGCUUCAAAGCUACAAUAUGCUGGCCUUCACAACUGUGUUGACUGUCUCAUUGUCUAAGAUAAAGUGGGUACAUUUGGUCUUGGUGGUCAACCAGACUUGGGAUAGCCCAUGGCUUCAGGACCACAGAGCAAUUCCUACCCACUGGACUGUUGGGCAUCUGCAACCUGGGCAGCCAGAUGAUCAGACAUGGGUGAGGCCAAGCCUGAAGCAGUGGCCAGUGUAUUGUUUUUGAUCUUCCCUGCUCUUCUUAUCCUAUGUGUGCCCCUCUCAUAGACUGCUGUUAGCUUGUGAAGACCCAUGCUGUGCCCCACCCAUGCCUGGCUAUAGCCUUUUUGAGUUUUGCCCAAUCCACCAUCAUCCCUGUUGCCUGUUCUCAGGUCUGUAAGGGCCACCUGUCAAUGUAGUGAGAGCUCCUAAUUCCAGAGAUUGCACUAGGCUGGAAUAUCUGGGCAUGUGCUCAAAGUGGGAGCAAGGAUGGGAGUCCCUCCAGAAGCCAGACCCUUCAUCAGCUUUUCCUAUAUCUACCCGUUUGUCAGCUGCCAGGUUAUAGGUGCUGGAGAGGGGCCACGUGGCCUGUUUACACUGGCAUAGAUCUCACAUCGUUUUUAAUGGGACAACUCUGAAAUGAGUAACUGAAGAAGCAGUUUUUUUCCAAAUAGCUAAGGAGACACUUUCUUGAAUUUGCCUGUGUCCAGAGAGGGAGACUCUGUCUUAUGAGCUGUCAGUGCCCUGUGCCCCCUUGCCCUGAUCUAUGAGCUGCCAGUGGCCUGUGCCCCCUUGCCCUGAUCUAUGAGCUGCCAGUGGCCUGUGCCCCUGCCCUGAUCUAUGAGCUACCAGUGCUCUGUGCUCCCCUGCCCUGAUCUCUGAGCUGCCAGUGGCCUGUGCCCCCUUGUCCUGAUCUAUGAGCUACCAGUGCUCUGUGCCCCCUGCCCUGAUCUCUGAGCUGCCAGUGCCCUGUGCCCCCUUGCCCUGAUCUCUGAGCUGCCAGUGCCCUGUGCCCCCUUGCCCUGAUCUCUGAGCUGCCAGUGCCCUGUGCCCCCUUGCCCUGAUCUCUGAGCUGCCAGUGCCCUGUGCCCCCUUGCCCUGAUCUCUGAGCUGCCAGUGCCCUGUGCCCCCUUGCCCUGAUCUCUGAGCUGCCAGUGCUCUGUGCUCCCUUGCUCCUUGCAAGACUUAGACUAGUCAGAGUGUGCAGUGCAGGGUUGGGGCAGGGACAGCUAAUCACUUCAUUUUACACUGUGUUCUUUUAAAGAAACUCCAGUCUCCCCUCCGCCGCCGCCGCUGCCACCCCCACCCCUUGUGGGUUUAUAGAUAAAAAAGACCAAACUGCCCUGCCCAUGAGUCUCCUCCAGGUUGUCUCUAUCUCAUGAAAGGCCUUACUUUCUGCUCUCUAGGACCUGGAGGCAUAAAAUAAAUGGGGAUGGAGAACCCUCAGUCUUUGCUAGCUAGUUUUCUUUCUUUUCCUUCCUUCCUUCCUUCCUUCCUUCCUUCCUUCCUUCCUUCCUUCCUUCCUUCCUUCCUUCCUUCCUUUUCUUUUCUUUUGAUUCACCAAUAUAUUUUGUAAAUUAGAAGAAACAUAAUACUGUCACUUUUGGGCUGUUUUCUGGUCCAGUUAUGAGCUUGUAUGGGCAGAAAGUUAAUGUGUUUUUCAUUUUGAACCUUUUGAGUAUGACCCAUGCAUCUCCUUCUCUGCUCCUACUGGGAAAUUGAACUGUGCAGUCCUGCUUGUGUUUAGUUGAGGACAUUUAUAAGAUGGCCACUGUAACCGCUCUGUAGCACUUGGACAUUUGUGAUUAUUCACGGUUGUUAUCAAGUUGUGGCCUGGUGCUAUAAUUUCACCUUACAGAUACAGCUUGAAUCUGGUGAUUCUGCAAGACAAUGCUGGGCAUUGUUACUGUGUUCUGUGAGAAUAACCCCCAGAAGGACCCUGGAAUGGAUGGUCUCCUGGCCCUGCAGACCAUAUUGCAACUGACAUCUUUGUUUCCAAAUGGAGACAUGUUCCCAGGUGACUUUGUGUAGUCAGAAGAGGAUUUGUGGCAUUUUAUCUCCAACAAUAAUGAUAAAGAGUAAAAACCUUUCGAUCUAGAGGAAAUAGACCAUGUUAUUCCCUCUUCUAAAAGCUUCUAUUCACGAACAGGCAAACACAUGAACCUCCCAACCCUUAUCAUCGCUGCCCAAGCCCUGCCUUUGCUGACCCUUGUGGCCUCUCCACCACCUCCCUCAGCUCAUUGGUUUCUCCCCCUCCCCCAAUGCACACACUUACACACACACACACACACACACACACACACACACACACACACAUCUUGUCGCUCCUGAGAAGAUUUUUGCACUUGCUUUUCCCUCUUUCUGGAUUUUUCUUCAGAUACAGAUCUGGUUACUUCAACUUAUUCAAGUCUCAAAUACCCUUCCUACCUUCCCUGCAACCACCUUGGGGGAUAUUCUCUUUAUUACAUGUAACUCUACAAUGGUGUUUUCCUGCUUUCUUUCUUCCCUCGCUCCCAUGAAUCAGGAAACCAGGGACGCAUCUGCUGUUUUGCUCACAUGGGUCACUGUCCAACAUCCCCCAUUAUCAGCAUGAAUGAGUGGCCUUAUCUGAGUGUGCUGGAGUGCUGUGGUGAGGUUCUGACAAGAUAAAGAACAAGGCAUGGCUCCUGCCCAAAGGACUGCAGUUGGGUGGAGAGGGGCAGGAUGAUGAGAGGUGACUGUACAGUUGUCAUCCCACUGGAACACAUAUGCAAGUGAAAAGUCACUCCUAGAAAUCACCAAGACAAGAGGCCACAUGCUACACAACGCUCACUCCAAGGAGAGAACCUAAUUCAGUCCAGCAUGACUAGCAGUUCGCCCCAGCUGAAGGUGAUGGGAAUAGGGACACUUCUCUGGUAUAGGAAUUCUGGAGAUGGCCUGUUGGUUUGUUUGCACUUUUGAGGCAGUAUCUCAUUAUGUAGCCCUGGCUUGCCUGGAAGUGGUUAAUAUAGAUCUGACUGGCCUCUGCCUCCCAAGUGCUGGACUGAAGGUGUGUACCACCAUGCCUGGCCUAGAGGUGGCCUUUGGGGAGUAGGCAGAAGUUUAAGAAGCAGAGCUCUGGCUGGGGCUGUAGCACAGCGAGAGCCCUUAGGAACCUACUUGUGUGAGGCGCUGGUUCCAUCCCAGCUAUGUAAAAAAAAAAAUACCUGGAGUCUGGAGAAGGGACCUUCUAGCAGGGCAAACAGCGUAAGUGUGCAGACACUGAUGUGUGGAAAUGCAGUGUGUUGAACACAACUGCCUGCUGGAGAUGGGUCGGGCCGGGUGGAAUGCCAGGCCGAAGCUUUAUUCUGUGGAUGGCAGCGAGGAGUGUCAGGUGUGGCUUGGAGGAGGUGUGGCUCACAGGGCAGCCAGGAAGCAAGGAGAGGACAGUGCCACUCCAGAUCCUCACCAGUCUGUAGCUCUUCUCGGAAGCCUCCAUGAUUCCCAUAGAAACCUUUUUUACUUUUUGGUUUUUCAAGACAGGUUUUCUCUGUGUAGCCCUGGGUGUCCUGGAACUUGAGCUGUAGACCAGGCUGGCCUCAAACUCAUGGAGAUCUGCCUGCCUCUGCCUCCCAAGCGCUGGGAUUAAAGGUGUGCGCCACCACCUGGUGAUUCUCACAGCAAUCUUACCACCUCCCAAGUACAACAUAAACGCUGGCACCUGGCUGGCUUCUACCA
Peromyscus californicus insignis is the source of this 7781-nucleotide messenger RNA. RefSeq names its product putative testis-specific Y-encoded-like protein 3. The transcript has a single exon. Bases 2778 to 3767 code for a protein of 329 amino acids. The record is from RefSeq and is a predicted model, not a curated record. Gene Ontology annotation, molecular function: histone binding; chromatin binding. NCBI's taxonomy places the organism in Eukaryota, Metazoa, Chordata, Mammalia, Rodentia, Cricetidae. Gene Ontology annotation, cellular component: nucleus; chromatin. Gene Ontology annotation, biological process: nucleosome assembly.